This is a messenger RNA of Closterium sp. NIES-65, 819 nucleotides long. NCBI's taxonomy places the organism in Eukaryota, Viridiplantae, Streptophyta, Zygnematophyceae, Desmidiales, Closteriaceae. The record is from the annotation of a GenBank genome assembly.
AUGCUUCCCCUCCCUUCCCCCCCUAAUUCCCCUCCUUUCCCUCCCUGCUUCCCCUCCUUUUCUCCACUGCCUCCCCUCCUUUCCCCCUGCUUCCCCUCCUUUGCCCCCUUGCUUCCCCUCCUUUCCCUCUCUGCUCCCCCUCCUUUCCUCCCUUGCUUCCCCUCCGUUCCCCCCUUGCUUCCCCUCCUUUCCGCCCCUGUUUCCCCUCCUUUCCCCCCUUCCUUCGCCUCCUUUCCCCCCAUGCUUCCCCUCCUCUCCCCCCCUCCUUCCCUUCCAUUGCCCCCUUGCUUCCCCUCCUUUCUCCCCUUGCUCCCCCUCCUUUCCCCCCUUUCUCCCAUGCUAACCCCCUCCCCUUGCUUCUCCCAUGCUAACCCCCUGUUCCCUCCCUCGUCCAAUCUCCUCACUUGCACCCUUCCUCUCUUCCGCACUCCCCCCUUUCCUCUCUGUCCCGCCUUUCCUCCCUUGCUUCCCCUCAUUUCCUCCCGUGCUUCCCCUCAUUUCCUCCCGUGCUUCCCCUCAUUUCCUCCCGUGCUUCCUCUCAUUUCCUCCCGUGCUUCCCCUCAUUUCAUCCCUUGCUUCCCCUCAUUUCCUCCCGUGCUUCCCCUUAUUUCCUCCCGUGCUUCCCCUCAUUUCCUCCCGUGCUUCCCCUCAUUUCCCUCCCUGCUUCCCCUCAUUUCCCCCCCUGCUUCCCCUCAUUUCCCCCACUGCUUCUCAUCAUGUCCCUCCCUGCUUCUCAUCAUGUCCUUCCCUGCUCUCCCAUAUCUCCCAUAUCUCCCCUGUUUGACCUUUUUCUUGUUCCCCUGUUUGACCUUUUUCUGA